CAUAGAAAAACAAAAAAACGGUCAACGCACGCGCAACUUUCCGAAAUAUUUUUGGAAAAAAAAGAGGAACUCUGAAACAUCAAUUUGAACAUAUUUCCAAUAUCGAGAGAAAAAUCAAAUUAAAGAGCAACAACAGCAAAGCACUCAAAGCCGGCAACAUGGGCAAAACGUUGGAAAUAACCAAACCUGAACAACAACAACAGCAGCAGCAGUCGUCGCAUGGAGAGAAGGAUGGGGAUGUGGAGGGCAACGUGAAGCAGCGCCAUGCCACAAGCAAUAUGGAGGCAGCCACACAUCUGUUCAAGGGCAGCGUCGGCGCCGGUCUCUUCGCCAUGGGCGAUUGCUUUAAAAAUGGCGGCCUAAUUGGCUCCACAAUAAUGCUGCCCAUUAUCGCCAUCAUGUGCGUCCAUUGCGAGCGAUUGCUCAUCCGUGGCUCGCUGCUGGCCGUUUCGAAGACGCCGGGUGCCAUCUUCUAUGAUUAUCCGGAGACGGUUGAGAAGUGCUUCGAGUAUGGGCCACAACCAUUGCGGCGCAUGUCGCGCGCCAUGAAACUGAUCGUCGAGAUGUUCCUCUGUGUGACCCAAUUCGGUUUCUGUGCCAUCUACUUUGUGUUCGUCACGGAGAAUCUACACCAGGUGUUUCUGCAGAAUGGCAUCGAUAUUAGCAUGAGCAUGGUGAUGCUGAUAACACUGCUGCCGGCAAUGAUACCAUCUCUGUUGACCAAUCUUAAGUAUAUAUCGCCUGUGUCGCUGGUGGCGAAUUUUGCGCUACUCUUCGGUUUGAUUGCGACACUAACGAUUGCCUUCUCGGAGGGACCAAUGCCACCCUUUGGUGAUCGCCAUUCGUUCACGGGCGGCACACAAUUAGCCCUAUUCUUUGGCACGGCUCUCUUCUCGUAUGAGGGCAUCGCUCUGAUUUUACCGCUGCGCAACUCGAUGCGUAAUCCGGAUGCGUUCAGCAGUCGAUUUGGUGUGCUGAAUGUGACCAUGUUUUGCAUUACGGCCCUGUUCAUCUUCACCGGAUUCGUUAGCUAUAUGCGUUGGGGCGAGGAUGUUGCUGGCAGCAUUACGCUCAAUCUCAACGUGGAGGAUGUCAUGUCGCAGGUUGUGAAAAUUGUUGCCGCAUUGGGCGUCUUCUUUGGCUAUCCCAUACAGUUCUUUGUCAUGAUGAAGAUUCUGUGGCCGCCCGUCAAACGUGCCAAUGGCUGUGCCCAGAAGUAUCCGAUUACCAUGCAGGUCGCACUGCGCUUCAUCAUGGUCAUGCUUACAUUUUGUGUUGCCCUGGUGGUGCCAAAAUUGAAUCUAUUUAUUUCGCUCAUCGGUGCACUGUGCUCAACAUCGCUGGCAUUUGUCAUACCGGUGAUCAUUGAUUUUGUGACACGCACGCAAGUGCCCAAGGGUCUGGGCACCCUCAUCUAUCUGAAGAAUAUUGGCAUUCUAACGAUCGCCCUGCUCGGCAUUAUUACGGGCACCUAUCAGAGCAUCGUUGAGAUUAUCAAAGAGUUUCAAUAAUCGUUACUUCCAAUGUGUGUGCGUGUGUGUCUGUGUGAGAGUGUAUGUGUGUGUGUGUCCGCUUGCCAAGUAUUUUGUAAAUAAUGCCGAUAAUCAUGUGAAUACCUUAAAACGAUUUAUUGUCCUCGUAAUUUAAGUUUAAUGUUUUUGUGAUUCUUUUUUUUGGUUUCUUUUUUUUUUGCACAAGUAUUGCUAUUAGUUUUAAGCUGUGCCUGCCGUGCUUAUUUGCAUGUGGCGCCAUUAUUUAAUUGUCUACAGCUAGAUAAAAAAAUCCAUAUAUUUUAUUAAAUGAUAAAUAAACAUCGA
Drosophila grimshawi is the source of this 1817-nucleotide messenger RNA. RefSeq names its product proton-coupled amino acid transporter 4. Gene Ontology annotation, molecular function: amino acid transmembrane transporter activity. Gene Ontology annotation, cellular component: vacuolar membrane. Bases 159 to 1511 code for a protein of 450 amino acids. The record is from RefSeq and is a predicted model, not a curated record. NCBI's taxonomy places the organism in Eukaryota, Metazoa, Arthropoda, Insecta, Diptera, Drosophilidae. Gene Ontology annotation, biological process: amino acid transmembrane transport. The transcript is spliced from 5 exons.